This is a messenger RNA of Blepharisma stoltei, 587 nucleotides long. The record is from the annotation of a GenBank genome assembly. Lineage: Eukaryota; Ciliophora; Heterotrichea; Heterotrichida; Blepharismidae.
AUGAUUACUUCGGUGCCUAUGGAUUACUCUUUAUAUUUGCAAGCUGAUAUUUUAAUGCUUUUAUUCGAAGUUAUAUUUUCAGAAUGCUACUUAUAUGAAGGCGUGCUUAAUUCUUCAGCUUGUUCUUGGAGUUUUUACGGUUUCACUAACUCCCCCCCCUCCGUGAGUGAACAAAACCAUUAGAAAAAUCGCUUUUUUUUGAACAAAAAUUUUUUUAAUAGAACAAAUUUUUUAUGGAAAAAAAAAUUUGAUAUAUAAAUGAUAAUUAGUAUAAUGAAAUCUAGAGCUAAAUCUGCUUAAUUUUAAACGAAUUGCUUUUUAAAACAUAAAUUUUAUAAAUUAAAUUAAUAUUUGCUUUCCAAUUUUUGCGAAUUAGGAUUUUUUUUAAUUUCGAAAAAAACAUUUUUUAUAAAAUUUAUAUAUAAAUUUGUUUAAAAAAAAAAACCAUUAACCCCCUUCCGUGAGUGAACAAAAUUUUUUUGUUCACUCACGGAGGGGGGAGUAAGCAUUUGUUUUUUAGUAUUUGCUAUCCUGAUAUAUUGAGCAAAAGUUAUUUUAUGCAUAACCUUUCUAUAGCCAAGUUUUAG